UGCUAUCUGAAUCCCACUCACAGUUUCUCCUUUCGGUGCCUAGCAACACUUUUUCAGCAGAAAACACAAAAUUAGCAGGGUAAGGGUGACCACAGACUUAAAGCCAACGCUCGGUGAAGCCAAGCUCACAAAUUCCAUGAAACAAGAUCAACACACAAUGCCAAAGGUUUGCAUACUAAAAUAAAUAUGUUCUCUCACUCAAAGCAUCCUCUGGGUGCACACAAUCUUGUGAGGGUUUCUCUAGAUGAAAGUCAUUGAAAUGCUAUUAAAUCUGUGAUGUCAAUUCAGAGUGGAUUUCAUAAAAUGUUCGGUAAAAGCGAUAGGAACAGAAAUGCUGCUGAGUUUUAGUAGUUUCAAGAGAUGUGCAUUACACAAAGCCGAUGCACUAUCAAACAUUAUGUAAUACUCAAAUGACUGUGAAAUAUUUGUUAGCUCAGUCAAGUAAAGGCAGUCAAAUGCAGCCAGGUUUGUGAGGAACUGUCCGUGGUCCUGAAACCAUAGCACACCCUCAAAUCGCCCCCAAAACUUUCCAAAGCUAAUCUCAGGAAACACGGAUUUGAGCUCAAUGGUUAAAGGAAUAGUUCACCCAAAAAUUGAAAACUUGAUUACAAUUUACAUACAAGAUGUUGAGUGUUUGUUUCUUCAACAUUUCAAUUUUGGAGAAACGUAGCAUUGCAUCACUUAGUCACUGGUGGAAGCAUUAUUAUGGAUUAUAAAUAUGUAGGCAAAUUCACAAUUUCUUACAAACAUGCAGUUUUUGCUUCACAUGAUGUUAAUUGAUGAACUGGAGUACUUGUGGAUUAUUGUGAUGUUUUUAUCAGCUGUUCAGACUCCUAUUCAUAUGGCACUCAUUGCAGAGCAUCCAUUGGUGAGCAAGUGAUGGAUUAGUGCUACAUUUUCCAAAUCUAUAUGAAAAUGUAUAUUGCAGCCUAACUAAUUCAUCUCUAGCAUGUUAAUUUAAUAAGCAUAUUUGGAAAUCUGAAGAAGCAGGGUGAAAUGCUUGUGUGUUUCCAGCUGUCAUUUUCCUUUAAGAUGAUGUAAGGCUCAUCUCCCUAAGAAUGGUCUCCCUCCCCCGUCCAAAGCCUUUCUCUGCACGCUGCAUCCAUUCGCACAACGCUGCUGAUGCUCAGGAGAGUCAGGAUGCACAAACUUCACAGCGCUCCCUCCUUUUCAACUACAGAUCCUUUUACUGAAACGCUGGGUGGGUGCCAGGUACAUGAAGACUAACUGUUCUGGACAGACUAGAAUUCCUGGGAGAGAAGCACUCCUCUUCUAAAGGAAGUUGAAGCUGUCUUGGUUGGUGCAGUUUUUCAUUUUUUACAAGCAGAACUUAUUUUUGGAUUCUCGGCUGGAGGUUACAUGAGCUGCAUAAUUGGUUCCCUUGGGUGAGGGCUCUUCUAUUUCUACAUUAUUUCAAAUAGCAGGGAGAUGCCUUUUCAGAUUUAUCCUCUGGUAAUAGACGCCCAGCUACAUUAGUUGAAAAAGCCUAAUCUUAAAAUGACAUUUUGAUCUAUAUAUAUGUCUAUAAACACUUUGCAUGACUCAAAGAUGCUGUACAUAACACAAUAGACUUUGAAUGUCUAUUAAAGCGCGUGCAGGUUAUGUUCCUUUUGACUUUUUUUUCACUAAAGACGAAUCAAAACUUUUGCGUAUUCGUUUUGGGUUGUUGUUGUUGUUGUUUUUUGAAGCGUGCAACGCACUAAAAUGGCUCUGACUGAGAAUUGCAGGACUUAUCAGACGCCCAAGGACAGUGGAUGUGCUCAGAGUUGCUCUGGUGAUGUGGUUGAGCUCAAUGUAGGUGGACAGGUGUAUUACACUCGCCAUGCCACCCUCACCAGCGUGCCAAACUCACUGCUGGGGAAACUGUUCUCAGCUAAAAAAGACGUUUCCAACGACCUCGCGCAGGACAUCAAGGGACGCAUCUUCAUCGACAGGGACGGGUUCCUCUUUCGAUAUGUGUUGGACUAUCUCCGCGAUAAGAGCGUGGUGCUCCCGGAUUAUUUCCCGGAGAAAGGGAGACUCAAACGCGAGGCUGAGUUCUUCCAGCUGCCUGAGCUUGUCAAAAUCCUGACGGUUGAUGAAAACAUCCACGGUGAUUUCGACGAAGCAUCCCAGGGAAGCGAUCAGAGGUUUUACCUGGACGCGCGCGAUAGGCGCUACGGCUUCAUCACGGUGGGAUACAAGAGCUCGUGCGCCUUCGGAAGGGACGCGGAUCCUAAAGCGCGAGGAACACCCAAAAUCUUCAUCUGCGGAAGGGUCGGUCUGGCCAAAGAAGUUUUUGGGGACACCCUAAACGAGAGCCGGGAUCCCGACAGGACAGCCGAGCGAUACACCUCUCAGUUUUACCUGAAGUUUCUCCACCUGGAGCGCGCGUUUGAUCUGCUCGCGGAGAGCGGCUUCCACAUCGUCGCGUGCAAUUCAUCAGUCACCGCUUCUCCGCACAACAGACGCACUGAUGACAGAUACUGGUCCAAUAACGCAGAGUACGUCUUCUACCGUGGCCCAUCCGGAUGGUCUUCUUCUCACUGCGACUGCUGCUGCAAGAGCCACAAGAGCGAGCACGAGGGUGAAAGUGGCACUUCCCUAAACGAGCUCUCCUCUUCCUGUUCCGAGACCCAAUCGGAAGCCAGCUCUCCGCAGGAAACGGUCAUCGUGCGUCCGGUCACCCGCCAGCCCAACAUCCAGACUUUGGACCGUCCAGUGAAGAAGGGUCCGACCCCGAUUCCAAGGAGAACUGAUCUGCUCCGCGUUCGAACCGCCGGGCCGCGUGACGUCAUGGCAGGGAAGAGGAAACCGGCCAAGGAGAAGAUGACGCCGGAGCAGGAGCUGGAGAAAUGCAUCCAGGACUUCCGGCGGAUUCAAAUUCCAGAGCGUUUUCCGGAGAGGAAGAACAUGUGGCAGUCGGAGCUCUUGAAAAAAUAUCAGCUCUGAAAUGAUUUCCUUCGGGCUCGCUGAGCCGAUUAGUGCAACACAACAGAGCUCUCAGCACAUAAGAUGACAUCAUUACUCUUCUCUGCUUGGGCUUAUUUGGCUCGUCUGUGUAACCAAGCGGUAAGAUACACAAUUAACAAUUCAGUGAACCUCAAGUGACUACUAAAGGCACCGGUUCUGUUUUGCUACCGGGCACAAUGGCAUUAAAGUCUAAACCAAUUUUCACAGCGUCUAGACAAACCUCUCAAAUAAAAACAGAUUGUAUAUAUAUUCAAAAUAAUCACUAUGAAGUGUUUAUUACCCGGUGAUGCUCAAAGUGUACGCACGGACUGCACAGCACUUUUGUACGGCGUUCCUCCUGUAAAUGCAAUGCACAUAUGAGAGCUGCAGGAUUGGUAUGUGAAUGUGUUUUGCAUUAUCCAAUUCAGUGUUUGGCUGAUGGAGAGUUUUAAAGGACUAGUUUACCCCAAAAUAUUAAUUUCCUGAAAACAUAAUUACACUGAAGUUUGUUUCUUCAUCAGAGUUGGAGCAUUGCAUCAGUGUCUCAGCAAUGAAUGCUCUGCAGUGAAUGGGU
Carassius auratus (goldfish) is the source of this 3505-nucleotide messenger RNA. RefSeq names its product BTB/POZ domain-containing protein KCTD16-like. Lineage: Eukaryota; Metazoa; Chordata; Actinopteri; Cypriniformes; Cyprinidae. The coding region runs from base 1705 to 2931 and encodes 408 amino acids. The transcript is spliced from 2 exons. Gene Ontology annotation, molecular function: protein binding. The record is from RefSeq and is a predicted model, not a curated record. Gene Ontology annotation, biological process: protein homooligomerization; regulation of G protein-coupled receptor signaling pathway. Gene Ontology annotation, cellular component: postsynaptic membrane; signaling receptor complex; presynaptic membrane.